CAAGUUUGUUGACAUGCUAACUUAGCUAAGCUAAUGCUAACGAGUGAAGGACGAGCUCAAAUAUGGCAGUUUAGCUCGAGCUGAUUUAGGUAGCAGUCGAAAACAUUUGCUAAAACUUAACAAUAUUAACGAUACUGUGUUACUUACAAGCACAAAGAAUGUUUUAAUGAGCAGGUGAAUUACGAUUCCACAUACACAUGUCGGAAAGGGACACUCAAGCCCCACAGAAUGUUGUGUGUUACACCAAAUCUGGUCCGUGAUGUCACAAGUGUCAGCUACGGAAAGUUCCGGUUAGGCUUACGUUCACGCAGUUUACCACCAGAGGGUGCAGGAACCAAAGAACAAAAAUACACAGACAGGAAAGCGACCUACUGAAUUCAAAUCCCAUCACAGUGACUCAGAGAUCAUCAGAUCAGAUCAUUUUUUACAUAACGUAAUAAAUUUAAGCCGCUUAUUUGAACUACUAUUUGAACUUACUGCUACUACAAAUACAGUUAAUGUCUGCCUUGUACGUGGGAGUUAAUUUUACAAGUCAUCUGGUUUUCGCAUUAAUGGACGACAGUAGGAAAAAUUUAAACAGUGUCAUUUGAGACUUUUUCACACAGCAUCCAAACAGUCUCCAUGUGAAACAGCCCAAAACACAAAGCAGUUAUGUAAAAUGAAAACUGUGUUAACCCUCCAAACUGCAAUGGACUGACCCUGACUUAUUGUAGAGCAGUCUGCUUUUUUGAUAAUUAGCUGUGUUAAUAUCAUUUUCUUGUCUGUGGUGCUCAGUUGUAACUAUAGUUGUCCACACCGUCCACAUAACAUUUCAAUAAUAUUUCCACAACUAAUUGCUGUGUGAAUGAAUGAGAGAGUCAGGAAAGUCCUUUCGGUCAGUCAUCAAGCUGUGAACUGGACGAGCACUGAAAUGUUGGAGCGGCCCCAGAGCCCCCGACUAGACACACACAGCACAUGAGCUCAUCUGAUGCUCCUCAGUUUGUCUCAGCCCGGCCAGAGGACCAGAUUCUGCGACGAAAUGCCACCCAAAGAGCCACAGCUGACCGGACUGCAAGCACUGCCCGCAGCUAAAUGAGAUUCUAGGAUGGAAAUGUUGCUGCAGGGAAACCUGAGGAGAGGAGCGGCGCUCUGCCUCCUGCUGCUGGCUCUCCUACACGGGGCCACAGGCCAGAGGAGGAGGACAGGACGCAGGAACAACUACAGGCUGCACGAUGAUGGAGAAAAUGGUUUGACAUGUUCACUGGAGGUUGCUUUCAUCCUGGACAGUUCUGAGAGUGCAAAAAUAUUCCUGUUUGAGAAGCAGAAGGCCUUCGUGUUGAGCUUCAGCACCCGCCUCGCUGGGCUGCAGGUGGCCGGCUGGAUCCUGAAGGUGCGAAUGGCUGCGCUUCAGUACAGCAGCUCAGUGUCCAUAGAGCACAGAUUCUCAGCCUGGAAAGACCUGGAUUCGUUUCACGCUCAAGUCAGCACCAUGAACUAUAUCGGCCAUGGCACUUAUACCACGUACGCCAUCACCAACGCCUCGCAGCUGCUGGUGCAGGAGACGCCUGCGGAGAGUGUCAGGGUUGCGGUGCUCAUGACUGACGGGGUCGAUCAUCCCCGCAGUCCCGAUGUGAUCGCAGCGGCAGCCGAGGCCAAAGGUCAUGGCAUAAAGUUCUUCACUGUGGGUUUAUCAGACAUAGCCCAGCAGAGCCAGAAUAACGCCAAGCUCCGCGCCAUCGCCAGCACACCUGCCCAGCAGUUUGUCCACAGUCUUCUGAAUCCCCAGCUGGAGGAGAAACUGCUCAAAGAGAUGGGUGCAGUCGCGUUUGAAGGGUGUCCACAGGCUCAAGUGUGUCUGUGUGAAAGAGGAGAACGGGGCCCUCCAGGAAGUCCAGGUAGAAAAGGAGAACCAGGCUUCAGGGGGCCACUCGGUCCAAAAGGAGCCAGGGGAGAGCCCGGCUUGAACGGUCGACCAGGCAGUGAUGGUCCAGAGGGCCGACCGGGUUAUAAAGGAAACAAGGGGGAGAGAGGAGACUGUGGCACUCCCGGGGAAAAGGGUGACACCGGACCCGAGGGACCUCCAGGCCAACGAGGACCAAAGGGAGAACAGGGUGCAACAGGACCACUGGGAGACAUGGGUGCUGAGGGCCCACCAGGACCUAAAGGAGACAGAGGACCCAGUGGUACAUCUGGACCACCAGGGGACACUGGAAUUGGAUUUCCAGGAGCCAAGGGUGAAAAAGGCAUUCAGGGAAGACCAGGUCCCACAGGUCCUGUUGGGAUAGGAGAACCAGGACUACCAGGUCCCCCAGGACUCCUGGGCCCACAGGGAAACCCUGGACCACCAGGAGAAGGGUUUGCAGGGCCAAAGGGCGAUCGAGGAUACGACGGCCCCAGGGGCAAUCGUGGGCUUCCUGGUGUGGGACUCAAAGGUGACAAGGGCAAUCAGGGGCCUCCUGGGAUUUCAGGACCAGUUGGCGCUCCAGGUGUAGGACUUCAAGGAGAAAAGGGUGAUGUAGGCCCAGCUGGACCUCCAGGUCCCAGAGGCCUUCCAGGUAUUGGAAUAGAAGGGCAAAAGGGGAAUCAGGGACUCCCAGGUGAAGCUGGAGCACCAGGUGAAAGAGGUGUGGGAGAACCAGGACCCAAAGGUGACCCAGGAUCUGAGGGGUUACCAGGUAUACCAGGUCAGCCAGGAGAGGAUGGAGCCCCAGGACAGAAGGGUGACAUUGGGUUACCAGGGCCCAGAGGACCUGACGGAGCUCCUGGUAAAGGUGCACCUGGCGCAAGGGGAGACAAAGGGGACAGGGGGACCAGGGGCUCGCCAGGAGCAGUCGGUCCUGUGGGGCCAAUGGGAGCAAAGGGGGAGCCAGGAAAUAUAGGACCACCGGGAAAAACUGGACCAGCAGGGAGGGGUUUACCUGGUGUCAAGGGAGACCCAGGUCCGCCAGGUGCACCUGGAGCUGUGGGAGAGCCGGGGAUGGGUUUAACUGGACCCAAAGGAGACAGAGGGUCCCCAGGCCUUUCUGGCUUACCUGGACUGAAGGGUGAUGGUUACCCCGGCCCUCCAGGGCUUCCGGGGCCUCCAGGUCUGCCAGGAGAGACCGGAUCAGAUGGUGUCGGUUUACCUGGACCAAAGGGCGACAGAGGCUUGCCUGGACCUCCUGGACCUGCUGGGCCACCUGGGAUCGGCCUUGUGGGCUCUAAGGGAUCAGCUGGCCAGUUGGGACCACCUGGUCCACCGGGGUUACCUGGAGAGGGCAUCCAAGGUCAAAAGGGGGAACCUGGAUUUCAGGGAAUCUCUGGCCCCAGAGGUCCUCCUGGGCAAGGUCUGCAGGGGGACAAGGGGGAUCGAGGGUUCAGAGGUGAAAAAGGCAAAAAGGGAGACAAAGGAGAAUCUGGAGAGGCAGGAGCCACCGGACCUUUGGGCAGAACGGGGCAAAAGGGAGAGCCUGGACUUACAAGGGAAGAAAUCAUCAAAAUAGUGAGAUCCAUCUGCAGUUGUGGAGUGACAUGUCGCCAAACCCCCCUGGAGCUCGUUUUUGUGAUCGACAGCUCUGAGAGCGUCGGCCCCGACAACUUCAACGUAAUCAAAGACUUUGUGAGCGCCCUGAUCGACCGAGCCUCGGUCGGCCGGGACACGACGCGGGUGGGGGUGGUCCUGUACAGCCACAUCAACAUGGUGGUGGUCAGCCUCAGACAGGAAGCCACACGCGAUGACAUCAAGUCUGCGGUGCGUGCCAUGACCUACCUGGGUGAAGGUACGUUCACGGGCAGCGCCAUCCAACAGGCCAACCAGGUGUUCAAGGCCGCACGGGCAGGAGUGAGGAAGGUGGCCAUCAUCAUCACAGACGGGCAGGCCGAUAAAAGAGACGUAGUCAGCCUGGAGAGCGCCGUGUCAGAAGCUCAAGGGAGCAACAUCGAGAUGUUCGUGAUCGGCGUGGUGAAUGAGAGCGACCCGCUGUACGAGGAGUUCAGGAAGGAGCUCAACCUCAUGGCCUCCGACCCCGACAGUGACCACGUGCACCUGAUCGAAGAGUUCAAAACACUUCCAGCUCUGGAGAGGAAACUGCUGAGUCAUAUCUGUGAGGACGGAGAAAGACACUUGUUCAGCUCCAUCCCGAGCUCCAGACUGCCUCCAGGAGUACCUGAAGUCUCCAGUAACGUUCGAGAACCUCCGUACAGGACCGAUACAGACACACCCACCUUCACGGGAGACUUCAGGAGAGUUCAGAUGGUGCCCGGCCCUCCAGCAUCACUCCCAGAUAGAGAACCCAUCAGUCCACAGAGACCCAAAACGGACGACAGAUCCUCCACAGAAAUUCAGAGAUUUCCCCUCUUCGACAGGGAGCCCUUCAGACCUGUAACCGAGUUCCUCCCACAGCUUGACACGGGGGAGCCCACAAACCGUAUCGUGAUGACUGGAGCCAUCGGGCCGGCGGGUCCCACUUUGAAGGCCCCGCUGAAGGAGGGGACUCCACCUCUGCUGCUACCAACUCCUGCACUGCUGCCUUCAGACACCUCCACAUCAGCAGAGCGCUGCAGGCACCUCCUGGAUCCAGGACCUUGCCGGGACUACGUGGUGAAGUGGUACUACGACGCCACAGCUAAUGCCUGCGCUCAGUUCUGGUUCGGAGGCUGUCUAGGAAACAGCAACCAGUUCGAGACCGAGAGGAGCUGCAGAGAAACCUGCGUCAAAGUCUAGCUUGCACAGGCCUUCGUAAACGCUCAUAAAACGUUUCGCUGGGACUUCACACCAAGAAGUCCUCUUCCACUUUAGUGCGUUAGUGUUUUACUUGUAGUUAUUUCUACGCAGGGAAAAGAAACAGCAGAUGUUACAAAGGAGGCAUCGUUAAAUCAAGUUAGCCUGAAAUGGAGUUAAAGGUUUUAAACUGUUCAGUAGGACGAGCGUUAUUAUGUGGGUUUUUCUUCCUGUUGAGCAGAGGGAUUUGUGAAACGUGCUAAUCAAGCCGAGCUAAUGCAGAAAUGUGAUGUCUGUGAUGUUACUUACGCCGUUAAACAGUCGUGUUGAAAACAAAACUUUGUGACCACUAACCUUUCUGUUCAGAAAAAAAUAACAGUUUUGUAUGAUGCCAUGUUGUAUUUUUCUACGUACGUUUUUUUUUAAUGUUUUUAAUACUGUGAAAUGUCAUUAAAGAAAAAAAAACCCAAAACAAGUGAACUUGU
Messenger RNA from Scatophagus argus, 5163 nucleotides. RefSeq names its product collagen alpha-1(XXVIII) chain-like. Bases 1085 to 4681 code for a protein of 1198 amino acids. Gene Ontology annotation, molecular function: serine-type endopeptidase inhibitor activity. The record is from RefSeq and is a predicted model, not a curated record. Lineage: Eukaryota; Metazoa; Chordata; Actinopteri; Scatophagidae. The transcript has 35 exons.